Danaus plexippus (monarch butterfly) is the source of this 637-nucleotide messenger RNA. RefSeq lists its product as uncharacterized. NCBI's taxonomy places the organism in Eukaryota, Metazoa, Arthropoda, Insecta, Lepidoptera, Nymphalidae. The transcript has 2 exons. Bases 45 to 530 code for a protein of 161 amino acids. The record is from RefSeq and is a predicted model, not a curated record.
UUAAUUAAAAGUUUUAUCAUUAUUGUACUGCGAACGAAAAUAAAAUGUGUAAACGUCUCAUUAUUUUAACAUUUUGCUUGAAUAUGUGUUUAUCUAGGGAUUUUUAUAUGGGUAUGUUUAAGAAAAAAGAUCUCUUAGUGGCACAAGAUACGCUCUACAAAGAAAAAAUACCAUUCCGAUCCGUGUACGCAAAGUAUGGAAGAAUUUUUAAAUGUCCGAUAACAUACUUCCGUGUUGUGGACCGACUCGGCAUAGGACGAGGACCUCGAGUAGAAAUAAUAAGAGGCGGUCUUAGACAUAAAUACAUUGUAGUACGAUUAACGUCACCAUAUAAUUAUCCAAUAUCUGUCAAUGUUUACGUAGGCUGUGAAAAUAAAUUGAAGAUACAGAGUUCCACACCGAAAAUCAUUGUGCAAACAACUGUAGGCGAAGCCACGGUCACAGGUGGUGGUGACAUUGCUACCACCGAUAACUCAGCAGUAAACACAACAGGUGGCAACUCUACAGGAGGAGGUAAAGCUACUACUUAGAUGCUAACAUAAAUAUUAAUUUUAAAUGUUUCAUUAAACUAUAUACAAAUGUUUAUUUAUUAAAAUGAAGAUAAUUUUACGUGAUUUAUUUAUGGGACGUACAGGAA